Molecule: messenger RNA, 1695 nt
Organism: Cadophora gregata
Lineage: Eukaryota; Fungi; Ascomycota; Leotiomycetes; Helotiales; Ploettnerulaceae
Exons: 2
Coding region: 1-1695 (564 amino acids)
Biological process (GO): prolyl-tRNA aminoacylation
Cellular component (GO): aminoacyl-tRNA synthetase multienzyme complex; cytoplasm
Molecular function (GO): proline-tRNA ligase activity; ATP binding
Source: RefSeq, a predicted model, not a curated record
AUGGCGGACGCUACUUCUCCAGCAGAGCCCUCUAAGUCUGCCCUUAAAAAGGCAGAAAAGCAAGCAAAAAUGCAAGCCGAAAAAGCUGCAAAGUUGGCCAAACAAGCAACCAUUGCGGUGGUCGGCGGCAAGAAGACAGAUGCAGGCAGCGAUAUCAUUGGGAUGACAGUCUCGAAGUCAGAGAACUUUUCAGCUUGGUAUCAGGAGGUAGUCCUCAAGGCGGAGCUUGUGGAUUAUUACACAGAGAUUAGUGGCUUCUACAUCCUGCGUCCUGCCUCCAUGUUCAUUUGGAGUGUCAUUCGCAAGUGGUUCCAGGAGCGCAUCGAGGCUAUAGAUGUCGAGGAAGCAAGUUUCCCUAUGUUCUUGUCGUCAAAGUCUCUAGAGAAGGAAAAGGACCAUGUCGAGGGUUUCGCUCCCGAACUUGCUUGGGUGACAAAGGCUGGGGAUAAAGACCUCGAAGUCCCAGUCGCAGUCCGUCCUACUUCAGAAGCUGUCAUGUACCCAUACUACUCGAAGUGGAUCAGAAGUCAUCGUGAUCUUCCCCUCCGCCUCAACCAAUGGAACAGUGUCGUCAGAUGGGAAGCCAAGCAGACAACCCCUUUCUUGCGCGCAAGAGAAUUCCUAUGGCAGGAGGGACAUACCGCACAUUUGACUGAGGAGCUAGCUGGUGAGGAAGUCUUGCAGAUUCUUGAGCUUUAUGCUGGAGUCUACGAGCAGUUGCUGGCUGUUCCAGUCGUAAGAGGUCGUAAGACAGAGAAGGAGAAGUUCGCCGGAGGAUAUUACACUACAACCGUUGAGGGUUACAUUCCAUCCAAUGGCCGUGGUAUUCAAGGUGCUACAUCUCAUUGCUUAGGUCAAAAUUUCAGCAAGAUGUUUGAUAUCACCGUCGAGGAUCCUGCUCCAAAGGUCGGCGACAAAGCCAAGCACUUGCACGUCUGGCAAAACUCAUGGGGUCUGUCCACCCGUGUCAUCGGUGUCAUGGUUAUGAUUCACGGUGACGACAAAGGUCUCGUUCUCCCACCUCGUAUUUCCAGACUGCAGGCCAUCAUCAUCCCCGUCGGCAUCAACAAGUCUACUACCCCAGAAGAUAAAGCCAAGCACUACGACCAAUUGCAAGAGUUAAAGGAGACUCUCAAGAAGGCCGGAAUCAGAGCUGACUAUGAUAUCCGCGACGGUUACACUCCAGCCUGGAAGUUCAAUGACUGGGAGCUCAAGGGUGUUCCUCUCCGUCUCGAGUACGGUCCCAAGGACGCGGCCAAGUCUGUUGUAUCAUUCGCUCGUCGUGACACCGGUGAAAAGGGCACAAUCGCGAUCGCAGACCUCGCCACCGAGAUUUCCAAGCUCCUCGAGACCAUUCAGAGCGACAUGUACAAGAAAGCCGACGCUGCCUUCCGUGAGCACCGCAUCAACAUCACCAAAUGGGAGGAGGUUGUUCCAGCUCUGGACGCCAAGAACGUAGUCUUGAUUCCUCACUGCCUGGCAGAGAAGUGCGAGGAUAAGAUCAAGGACUUAACCACCGGCAAGCCAGAGGAGCAAGAAGGCCCAGAGCAGCUGAAGGCUCCGAGCAUGGGAAUGAAGAGCUUGUGUAUUCCUUCUGAGCAGCCAGAGGGCAUUGUCAAGGGAGAGACCAAGUGCUUGAAUCCAGAGUGCGAGGCUUUCGCUGAGAAGUGGUGCAUGUUUGGUCGGAGUUACUAG